Molecule: messenger RNA, 3420 nt
Organism: Nerophis lumbriciformis (worm pipefish)
Lineage: Eukaryota; Metazoa; Chordata; Actinopteri; Syngnathiformes; Syngnathidae
Gene: phkb
Product: phosphorylase kinase, beta
Biological process (GO): glycogen metabolic process
Cellular component (GO): phosphorylase kinase complex
Molecular function (GO): calmodulin binding
Source: RefSeq, a predicted model, not a curated record
CAUGGCGAGCUUGGCGGAUGUCAGUUGGAAACUGCUGGAAUUCAAAGCCCGAUCUAAGAGAUCAGAUUUGUGAUUUAGCCGAGCGAGAGAGAGAGAGCGUGGCCUUAAUUGCACCUUUUGAGAAUGGCUGCCAUAAACCGGUCUCCUCCCAAAGUUCAAAGACUGGGAUCCAUCUAUGAGCCUCUCAAGCUGUCCAUUCUCCAGCGAGAGGAUGAGCCCAUGUGGGAGAAACUGGACCGCUACUACAAUGCCGUCAAGACCACCAUCCUCAACUACCAGAGUCCCACCACCGGUCUGUUCCCCGUCAAGACCUGCUCCACCUGCAAGGAGGCCAGAGUGCGGGACUCCUUGUACUGUGCGGCGGGAGCAUGGGCGCUCGCCAUGGCCUACCGCCGCAUCGACGACGACAUGGGUCGCACGCACGAGUUGGAGCACUCGGCCAUCAAGUGCAUGAGAGGCAUCCUCUACUGCUACAUGAGGCAGGCCGACAAGGUGGAAGAGUUCAAACAGGACCCCAGCCCCUCCAAGUGUCUCCACUCCAUGUUCCACGUGGACACGGGCGAUGAGAUCCACGACUACAGCCAGUAUCAUCACCUGCAGAUCGAUGCCGUGUCUCUGUUCCUGCUCUACCUGGUGGAGAUGAUCUGCUCCGGCCUGCAGAUCAUCUACAACACUGAUGAGGUGGCCUUCAUCCAGAACCUGGUGUUCUGCGUGGAAAGAGCCUACAGGGUGCCGGACUACGGCAUGUGGGAGCGAGGCAGCAAGUACAACAACGGCAGCACGGAGCUGCAUUCAAGCUCUGUGGGUUUGGCCAAAGCUGCUCUGGAGGCCAUCAAUGGAUUCAACCUGUUUGGGAACCAGGGCUGCUCGUGGUCGGUGAUCUUCGUGGACCUGGACGCCCACAACAGGAACCGGCAAACGCUUUGCUCCCUGCUGCCCCGAGAGUCUCGCUCCCACAACACAGACGCCGCCUUGCUGCCGACCAUCAGCUACCCCGCCUUCGCCGUGGACGACGACGCCCUCUGCAGUCAGACGCUGGACAAGAUCGUCCGCAAGCUGCGGGGCAAGUACGGCUUCAAGCGCUUCAUCCGCGACGGGUACCGCACCACCAACGAAGACAAGGAGCGCCGCUACUACAAACCCGCAGAAAUGAAGCUUUUUGACGGCAUCGAGUGCGAGUUCCCCAUAUUUUUCAUCUUCAUGAUGAUUGACGGUGUGUUCAGAGGUAAUCGGGCUCAGGUGAAAGAGUACCAGGACCUCCUUGAACCCGUCAUCUUUCAGUCCUACGAAGGCCACGCCGUGGUUCCCAAGUAUUACUACGUGCCCGCCGACUUUGUGGAGGCGGAGCAAAGCCAGCACGGCAGCCAGAAGCGUUUCCCCAGCAACUCGGGACGCGACGGCAAGCUCUUCCUGUGGGGCCAAGCCCUCUUCAACAUCGCCAAACUGCUAGUGGACGAGCUGAUCAGCCCCAAAGACAUCGACCCCAUCCAUCGCUACGUGCCCGGCCAGGACCAACGCAACGUCAGCAUGAGAUACUCCAACCAGGGUCCCAUCGAGAACGACGUGGUGGUUCACGUGGCGCUGAUAGCUGAGAGCCAGAGACUGCAGGUGUUUCUGAAUACUUACGGCAUUCAGACUCAGACGCCGCAGCAGGUGGAGCCCAUUCAGAUCUGGCCUCAGAAGGAACUGGUGAAGGCGUACCGCUUCCUGGCGGUCAAUAAGAAGCUGGGCCUGAGUGGGCGUCCGGAUCGACCCGUGGGCUGCAUCGGCACCUCCAAGAUUUAUCGCAUCCUCGGGAAGACGGUGGUGUGCUACCCGAUCGUCUUUGAUCUGAGCGACUUCUACCUGUCCCAGGAUGUGAUGCUGCUGAUUGACGACAUCAAGAACGCCUUGCAGUUCAUCAAGCAGUGUUGGAAGAUGCCGGGCCGUCCGCUCUUCCUGGUCCUCAUCCACGAGGACAACAUCAAGGGAAGCCGCUUCAAUCCAGUCCUGGACAUGCUGGCUUCCUUCAAGAAGGGCAGCAUUGGAGGGGUCAAAGUUCACGUGGACAGACUCCAGACGUUGAUAUCGGGAGCCGUGGUGGAGCAGCUGGACUUCCUGCGGGUCAACGAGGCCGAGAUCCCGGAGUUCAGGAGCUUCGAGGAGCUGGAGAUGCCCAAACACUCCAAGGUGAAGCGUCAGACCAGCACGCCCAACGCCUCCGACCUGGAGCAGCAGCCCGAGAUCAGCGUGGACGAGUGGCUGCACAAGCCCACCGACGAGGUCCUCCAGAAGUUCCACGACUGCAACUGCUUAGCCAGCCAGGCUCAGCUUGCUGGGAUCCUGAUCCAGAGGGAAGGGCCACAAUUUCUGGAUAAAGAUGAGAGCCUGAUGGACGAGCUGGAGAGGAUCUACAGGAGAGCUGGCAGCAGGAAGCUUUGGUCUGUUGUCCGUCUUGCUGCCAGUCUGUUAAGUAAGCUAGUGGACAGCCUGGCCCCCAGUAUUACUAGUGUGUUAGUGCAUGGCAAGCAGGUGACCCUGGGCGUGUUCGGCCGCGAGGAGGAGGUGAUCUCCAACCCGCUGUCGCCCGGCGUCAUCCAGGGCAUCAUCUACAGCAAGUGCUGCCCACCAGGGGGCGAGCGCGAGGCGGUCCUGCAGCAGGAGCUGGUCAUCCACAUCGGAUGGAUCAUCUCCAACAACCCCGAGCUCUUCAGCGGCAUGCUCAAGAUCCGAGUCGGGUGGAUGGUGCAGGCCAUGAAGCAGGAGCUGAAGGUCCGGGCGGGGGACAUGUGCCCCCAGGACAUCUACCAGCUGUCCCCCAGCGACAUCAAGCAGCUCCUGCUGGACGUCCUGCAGCCUCAGCACACCCGCAGGUCCUGGCUCCACCGUCGCCAGAUCGACGGCUCCUUGAACCGAACCCCGCUGGGCUUUUAUGACCGGGUCUGGCAGAUCCUGGAGAGGACGCCCGGCGGGAUCCUGGUCGCCGGGACGCACCUUCCGCAGCAACCCACGCUGUCGGACAUGACCAUGUACGAGAUGAACUUCUCCCUGCUGGUGGAGGACACGCUGAAGAGCAUCGUCCUGCCCGAGUACAGACAGGUGGUCGUGGAGCUGCUGAUGGUGGUCUCCAUCGUGCUGGAGAGGAACCCCGAGCUGGAGUUCAGCAGCGAGGUGGACCUGGACUCUCUGGUGAAGGACGCCAUGGCCGACUUCCAGAAGGACGACCUUGAGAAGCGGGUAAGACCGAGUCUCCCUCCCUCGUCUUCCUGGUCCACACUAAAAACCACGUCCGCUCCUCUGCAGGACGUCACGCAGGCCUUCUUCAACACGGCCCCUGUGGGCCAGAGGAGCACCUCCAGCUACCUGACCAAGGCCGUCCUGGUCCAGCUGCUGCGAGGCGACGUCAAGCCCUGCAAGGACGACCCCUGCUCUGUUAGCUAA